AUGAAUCACUCACCUGACUGUUCUCCCUGGGGCAGCUUGAGCCGGGCAGGGCCCCUCCCUCUGCUACGGCAGCCCCCAAUCAUGCAGCCCCCACUGGACCUCAAGCAGAUCCUGCCCUUCCCACUGGAGCCGGCACCCACCCUGGGCCUCUUCAGCAACUACAGCGCUAUGGACCCUGUGCAGAAGGCUGUACUCUCCCACACUUUUGGGGGACCCUUGCUCAAGACCAAGCGGCCCAUCAUCUCCUGCAAUGUCUGUCAGAUUCGCUUCAACUCUCAGAGCCAGGCUGAGGCACACUACAAGGGUAAUCGCCAUGCCCGAAGAGUCAAAGGCAUCGAGGCUGCCAAGACCCGAGGCAGGGAGCCCAGCGUCCGGGAACCAGGAGACCCAGCUCCCCCAGGCAGCAGCCCCCCAAAUGGAGAUGGUGUAGCCCCCCGUCCAGUUUCCAUGGAGAAUGGAGUGGGUCCAGCCCCAGGAUCCCCAGAGAAACAGCCUGGCUCCCCAUCCCCUCCCAGCGUUCCGGAGACUGGUCAGGGUGCGACCAAGGGUGAAGGGGGGACUCCAGCCCCAGCUUCCCUGCCUGGGGGUAGCAAGGAAGAGGAAGAGAAGGCCAAGAGGCUGCUCUACUGUGCUCUGUGCAAGGUGGCAGUGAACUCCCUGUCCCAGCUUGAGGCACAUAACAAAGGUACGAAGCACAAGACCAUUCUGGAGGCCCGCAGUGGCCUGGGCCCCAUCAAAGCCUACCCCCGGCUGGGGCCUCCCGCUCCUGGGGAGCCCGAGGCCCCUGCCCAGGACCGAACCUUCCACUGUGAGAUCUGCAAUGUCAAGGUCAACUCGGAGGUCCAACUGAAACAGCACAUUUCCAGCCGGCGGCACCGAGAUGGCGUGGCCGGGAAGCCCAACCCGCUACUGAGCCGUCACAAGAAGCCUAGGGGCGCUGGAGAACUAGCGGGCACGCUGACUUUCUCCAAGGAACUGCCCAAGUCCCUGGCCGGCGGCCUGCUCCCCAGCCCCCUGGCGGUGGCUGCGGUGAUGGCAGCGGCAGCAGGCUCGCCGCUGUCUCUGCGCCCGGCUCCAGCCGCACCUCUUCUCCAGGGACCGCCGAUCACCCAUCCCCUGCUCCACCCCGCCCCCGGGCCCAUCCGAACUGCGCACGGACCCAUUCUCUUCUCCCCCUACUGA
Molecule: messenger RNA, 1182 nt
Organism: Rangifer tarandus platyrhynchus (Svalbard reindeer)
Lineage: Eukaryota; Metazoa; Chordata; Mammalia; Artiodactyla; Cervidae
Source: the annotation of a GenBank genome assembly